AUGUUGGUCCAGUUUCUUCUGCCCCCAUACCUCCUAGAUGCUGACCCCAAGGCUCCUCUUAUUCUGGCCAGUGUGGUUUUGGUUUGGGGAUUGAAGCAACAUUGGACUCAGGCCCCACUUCCAAUUAUCCUGGGCAGUGGAACUUGGAGCUGGGAGAGGCCAGGCUUGGAAGAGUUCUUAGCUAAUGGAAAGAUGGGAGUGUGGGCUACUCCCUGCUUAGCUCAUCUCAGGGGACAGGGCAGGCCCUGCAUCUUCCUAGAGCACAGCCAUAGGUUUCCAGGAUGUGAGCUCAACACCAAGGGUGGGGGUCGUUUCCCACUCCAUCUGGGACACUCUUUUGUUCCUUGCCCAGAGGGCCUGCCAGGUCUUUUUCAACCUGUAACAAGAGGUUGUAAGGGAGGUGAGCAGGGAAGCUUCUCGAGUUAUUGGCUACUAUUGUUGUUGUUCAGUCACUCAGUUGUGUCCGACUCUUUGGGACUCCAUGGACUGCAGCAUGGCGGGUUUCCCUGUCCCUCGCCAUCUCCCGGAGCUUGCUCAAACUCGUGUCCAUUGAGUCAGUGA
This is a messenger RNA of Rangifer tarandus platyrhynchus (Svalbard reindeer), 561 nucleotides long. The record is from the annotation of a GenBank genome assembly. Lineage: Eukaryota; Metazoa; Chordata; Mammalia; Artiodactyla; Cervidae.